AAAUCGAACGAUACUCAACGACGCUCGACUCAAGCGCACCCCUGGUCUCUUUCCUCCUCUCACCACCUAGCUCCUGCACCUCACGCCUGUGCACGCGGUCGGCGCCGCCCACAAUCCUUCCGACCAAUACAAUUUCACCAUGUACCCGACCCAACCACUCACUCUCCUUACUGCACAGGCAACCGCAUCCAUGAACGCGACCAACUUCAACCCGUCUGCGUGCGACCUUGCCACCACCUCCCUUCGCGCCGUUUUCCCCGCGAGACCUGCCCUGAUGGCUCUAUCCCUCUUCGCCACAUACGUCCUCUCUCUUGCCUUCUACCGCCUCUUCCUUAGCCCCCUCGCCUCCAUCCCUGGCCCCUGGUAUGCUGCAGUCUCCGGCUUUUGGAUCACCACCCACGUCGUACGCAUGCGCCAAUGUCGCACCGUACAGGAUCUCUUCGAUACCUACGGUCCUAUUGUCCGCAUCGGCCCGAACAAGAUCGCAUUUUGCGACGCUGGUACGAUGCGCAGCGUCUAUUGCGUCCAUAAGUUCGACAAGAGCGCGUACUACAAGAGUAUUAUCACAAACAACAAUGACCAUGCGAUGACGACCCUCCCUCAUGCCGAACACGCGAUACGCAAGAAGAGCUACGCGCCCCACUACACGCCCGCCAACCUCUCGCUCUUCCAGCCAGAGUUGCACGAUCUCGCCCUCAAGCUUACCGACAUCCUCUCGACCCGCCCGUCAUCGGUCGAUGUCCUCGAUCUCUUCCGACACCUUAUGAUUGACGUCGUUGCCUGUGCUGUCUUUGGCACACGCACAGGCUCGCUUGAUAACUGGAACAAGGGUACUCGCGACCCUCUCGGCAUUGCAGUUUACGAUUUUCCAAAGCGCGGUAUCAUGAGAAGCGCUGUUCCGACCUGGGCCUGGAAACUUGUAUCAAAGAUCCCGAACGCGAGGUUCAGAGAAGUAUGCAACUCGGACAGCAUCAUAGCCGAGUUUGUGGGCUCUCGUCUGUACGAGACGCGGGCCAAUACGCAGGCGGCGUCGCUCACCACGCCGGUCAGCCCGUGCUUCCCGACCUCAGUCUCCUCCGCCCUCGACCACAUGGAGAAGAGCGACCUCUCGGCACUCGGAUACCCCAACGGAAGCGAAUCUCAUGUCGGCGACGAGCAUAAGAUGCCGCUCAUCCAGCGCCUGCUCGUGACCAAGGCGCCUGCCGGCGACAAGGACCACAAGGACGUCGUCGCUAUCGACCGGGACAUUGUCAGCGAGGCGAUGGGCCAUUUGAUUGCUGGGGUCGACACCUCGUCAACGUCGCUCUCGUAUAUGUUCUGGGAACUCAGCCGGCGGCGAGACGUCAUGCAGCGUCUGCAGGCUGAGAUCGACGAGAUUAUGCCCGAUCCGCGCGUCAUUCCCGACGCAAGCGUUUUCAACAAAUGCGAAUACCUGAACGCUUUCAUCAAAGAAUCACUUCGCCUGUACGGUGCUGCGCCGUCGUUGCUCGAGCGCGUUGUACCCUCUCCUUCGUCACCUUCGCGGCCCUCUCACCUCACGAAACCCAGCUCGAAGCCCAACUCGCGCGCAGGCUCGCGGAACACGUCGCCGUCGCGCUCUGUGUCGCCCAUCCUGUCUACCGCGCGCCACGAAGAGUUCGACAUGAUGGGCUACGCGCUGCCGCCGGGCACGAUCGUCGCGACGCAGGCGUGGAGCAUGCACCGGGCCGAGGACGUCUUCCCGAGCGCGGAGACGUUCCUGCCGGAGCGCUGGCUCAUGGACACGCGCGCGGAGCGCGAGGGCGAGGAGGAGCGGCUCGCGAGGAUGCAUCAGUAUUUCAUGCCGUUCGGCGUCGGCACGCGCCUGUGCGGCGGGCAGAACCUCGCGCAGCUGGUGGCGCGCAUCGUCGUCGCCGUCGUGGUGCGCAACUGCGAGGUGCGGGCGGACGUGCGGGAGACGAACGAGCGGACGAUGAGCAUGCGCGACGCGUUUGUGCUGUUCCCCGCUGCGAAGGAGUGUAAAUUGGCGUUCGUACCGAGGUCGCAGUGAGGCGCGUCGACGGCUUGGGACAAGAUUCUCGGGCUGGACGCGGGCUCUGUCCUUUUUUUUCCUGUCCAUCGCUACCCGCCUGGGCUACUUUGUCGCGUAGCCGGGCAUUGGUUCCCGUCCACGCUUUUUGUCGGCUUGGUUUCGCGCACGCUCUUUUCGCUUUCGCACCCGCCCUUUUCGCUGUCGAUGUACCGUAGUCUUUGCGCAGUGGCCUCGCCGUUGGUCUAUCGAGCGGCGUUGCAGGGUAUUGUCGACCGUAUUACUGGUCAUUCCUGCUUUCUGAGCACGUUGUCGCUUUCUUGGAUUCGCGAGAGGCACGGCUGGUGAUCGACGGAGGCCAGAGAGAUUUUUGAUGUAUAAUAGUGUUAUUUCAUGGAGGUAUGAGAUGGCACGGGAUGAGAGAGAACACCGUCUUCGUAGUGUGAAAAACGUUGGUAUUUCGGUGUGUACGUAUUAACACGGAGACACUACGGUAAGAUUAUAUGCCGCCAAGCUUGACGUG
This is a messenger RNA of Phanerochaete carnosa HHB-10118-sp, 2531 nucleotides long. RefSeq lists its product as uncharacterized. Bases 140 to 2029 code for a protein of 629 amino acids. Gene Ontology annotation, molecular function: heme binding; oxidoreductase activity, acting on paired donors, with incorporation or reduction of molecular oxygen; iron ion binding. Lineage: Eukaryota; Fungi; Basidiomycota; Agaricomycetes; Polyporales; Phanerochaetaceae. The transcript is spliced from 9 exons. The record is from RefSeq and is a predicted model, not a curated record.